Molecule: messenger RNA, 3999 nt
Organism: Symbiodinium necroappetens
Lineage: Eukaryota; Dinophyceae; Suessiales; Symbiodiniaceae
Source: the annotation of a GenBank genome assembly
GCGUCUUUUAAAGAGCGAGCCCAAAAGAUUGGGGUCACGCCCGAGGUCCUACAGGAGCUGGCCGAGGCAGGGUACACUACAUUCGGUAGGCGGCUAUUGUUCGAGGCUAACUCCUUGAAUAUCGCAGAUUUACAUGCCAGGGUCGAGCCUCCAGCUGAAAACAUUGUCAGACGCUUGCCUGCUGCAGAGCGGGCGGCCAGGGCCCAGGCUCAACAGGCACGGUUGGCUGGGGUGGUGUUCACUCCGGACACUACUCCGGCAAAUAGCUUAGUAGAUCUCUUCGUUGAUCAGCUGGAGAGCGACAUCUUGCAGUACAUAGGUCCUGAGCGCUGUGUGUCCCGCUCGCAAGAGAUGAUGUCUGUCAAAAAGGACAAGACCCUCAACGUCGACCCCGAGGGUAGGAUCCGCGUCACGGCCAAGCCUAACGAGCUCAGGUGUGAAACUUCGUCGGAUGCCAAGCUGAGAGCUGCCUGGGGCCGUCGUUCGCUUGCCAUGGAUCUUGCAGGGAUUUGUUCGUACAUCGAGAUUGAAAAGUGGGUGCAGCAUUUGUUCUCAAUUCAAGCUCGCGAGGUGCCGAAGGGAAUGGCACCCAUCAGUGUUAAUCAGCUCAUACAAGCUGACCGUGCCCUGUUUCUUCACGCGUCGGAAAAGCUGAUGGGUCAGCUGUCAGCCCCAGCGGGUGCUCCCAAACCUUUGGAUGGCGUCAUAAAGGAUCUUAUGCACUCCCAGGAGGUUUUACAAUUCGUGCAGCCGGUGCCGCGAGUGCCGGAUCCCCCGCAACCUUGGCAACCUUGGAAGCCCACUGGAAAGGGUCGUAAAGGCAAGGAUGACCCUAAGAAAGGGAAAGGUUUGCACGUCUGCUGGAAGGACCAGUCCACUGCCACCAUCGGUGGUACCGUGCCUUCGCCCCCAGCUGAGGCGUUGCCAAACUCGCAAGGUCGUCGCCAAGGCGACGAGUUUUCCAAGUCCUUUGUUUCAGGCCACACAUAUACAUCUUUUGCUCUCUUCUCGCAGCUUGAAGCUUCGGUGCAUGUGGACUCCCAUAACCUGCCUGGGAGUCUUAAUGCAGUCUUCGCUCUCUCCGACUUUCAGGAUGGGAACAUAAUUGUUGAGGAUGUGCAAGGCCCCGAACAUGCCACUUAUCGGGGACGCAUCUUGUCAGGCCGGGUCGUUCCUUUUGUGAAUCAUGUUCUGCAGUUUGAUGCUCAGUCCCAGCGUCACUGGACUCAGCCUUGGAAGGGGACGCGUCAGGUGCUAGUGGCAUAUAGCGUUUCCCUCAAGGGACUCACCCAGCCCGACCUCGACUUCUUGCGCGGCUUGAACUUUCAGCUACCUGCGCCCAUCGGCGACCCACACGUGUUGCCGGAUGCUCGACCUUGGGCAUUCGAAAUCUUUGCGGGGUCCGCUUCCUUGUCCAAGGCCUCUGCGGUGAGCAUUUUAUGGGACUUGAUCCGAAGGGUCCAGCCUGCGUUGAAAGCGGCUGGGGCACCCGAACCUCGUCCGCUUCGCGACGCACUACACCCCCUAGGUCCUGCGCUCGCGUGGUCAGCCGCGGCAGGAGUCUACGACUCCAUGCAGCUCUACUGCGACAACAAGCAUGAGCACGCUCCGUGGAGUGUGCAGCGCAUCAACGGACGGUGGCAUUUUGCCACCUCCUCUGAGGCCGCAUACCCGGCCCUCAUGGCGGCAAGAAUGGCACGAUGCCUUUUGGACUUUCUGCGCCCCAGCCUCGGCUCACUCUCGGCUCGCCCUGCAAACGUGUCUGCAGCUACGGCUACUGCUGGCCGCCAGUCUAAAAAGCAUGCCCCUCUCGUUCCCGAGUUUGCUCGUGUCUCGACGAUGCCUUCUCCACAAGUCCAGAAAGGCAUGAAAAUCUUGCGUGAAGUCUCUUUUCAAGGGGAGAAGUCGGGAGACGUGCAAGAUUUUUCCGGAAAAGUGGAGCCCUCCCCUGCCGAUUUGGUAAAAGUGGGCAUCUACCACACGCCUAGCGAGCACGUGGCUGAGGCGAUGGAGUUAGAACAUCCCUUUGAUGUCAAUCAUGCGGUUUCUCCCAUCACUGUGGAAGCCAUUGACUUCUUGAUGAGCUCAAGCCCUGAACAGGUCGUGUUGCACCGCAAACUUGCCUUGCUCAAGCUGCAGCUGCUCAUCAAGAGAACAGAGAAGGAGGAAGCAGCCCUGCAUGACAGCAUGCCUCCGUCUGUUGCAAAGGUGAUGCGUGGGAAGAAGCUAGUGGCCCUAAGGAUUCUGCUAGAGCAGGAGGGGUAUGAUGACAUGGAGUCCCUACGCUUUCUUUCCGAGGGAGUAAAGGUCAUGGGUUCGGAGCCUCACCCCCCGUGUUUCGAUAAGAAAGUUAAACCUGCCACACUGACCGAGAUGGAUCUGCGAGAAACAGCCGAGGCGAGAAGACGAGCCAUCACCGGAAGCAGCACAAGGGAUGAUUCUUGCAAAGCCUCCAUCCUGCAGGAGGUGACGCAGGAAGAAGUAAACCUUGGCUUUCUUGAUGGGCCGUAUUCUGCUGAAGAAAUUUCAAAUUUGGUAGGGCAUGAAAACUGGUGUGUGAUACGCAGGUUUUUGAUUGAACAGGGAGCCAAGCACCGUCCAAUCGAUGAUGCCUGUCAAUCUCAAACCAACGCGGCAUACAGUGCGACUAUUAAGUUAGAAUUGCAUAAUGCCGACUACAUCGCAUGCAUUGCCCUCUUGAUUGCGAAGAAGAUCAAAGGUGGAGAGCAGAGGUUUGGAUCAGGCGAGUGGACAGGCAAGUGCCUGGACCUGACCAAAGCCUACAAGCAGAUUGCGCUCCAUCCCUCUCACCGGGAUCUCUGCGUAACCUACUUCAAAGGUGCGGAUGGUAAAGACCGUUUCUACCUUCCUAACUCCUUGAUGUUUGGCGCGUCAGCGGCCGUCUUCGGGUUCAUUAGGGUAAGUAGGUGUCUGCACUUCUUGGUUAACAGGUUCUUGAAAGUUCCUUCAGCGGUUUACUUCGACGACUUCCCCCUCUUCACUCCGGUGGAAGGGGCGGAAGCGAUGGACGAAGCUGUGAGCCAGUUCCUAUCCCUACUGGGCUGGGAUCACGCACGUACGGGUGCUAAAGGAAAGCCAUGUGCACCCGCAUUCGACGUGUUGGGCAUGACGCUUGACCUGUCCAAGGUGCAACAGGGCUUGGUCACCUUGAAAAACAAGCCGGGACGGGCUGAGAAAAUCUUGGAUGAGUUUGCUAAGGUAAACUCUCCUGAGGCUAUCACGCGUCACCAGGUGCAGGUUUUGCACGGGCUUCUGAACUUUGCAGCUGGCUUCUUCUCAGGGAGAUCGCUCAAGCAUCUGUGUUAUGAUUUGCUUGAAUUUCUUGAAUGGCGCGGAGAGGUGGCCUUCGACAGAUUGCAAGGCCUCGCAGAAAGAACUCGAGCCAUCCUUAACAACACUCCCCCUAGGGUGCUUUCUUGCUUGUUUGUGCCUGAGCCCAUCCUUGUCUGGACCGACGGGUCUUGGGAAGACGGAGUGGCUGGCAUAGGCGCGUGCAUUUGGGAUCCCUUGGUUAAGGUUGGCAGGGUCCUCUCGGGUUUCGUUCCUUCGUGGGCGUUGGAAACUUGGAGGGCAGACUUCGAGCACAACGAUAAAGAGCCUCAGCUGAUCUGUCACAUUGAACUCUUCGUGAUAGUAGCUGUGCGUUGGAUCUUCCGAGACCAGUUCUUGAACAGAAGGCUCGUUCUGUUUGUGGACAACGAGGCUUCAAGGUUUGCCAUCUUGAAAGGUGGCAGCGGCAGCAGAGGAAUGAAUACUCUCAUUCGCGCUUUUGAUUCCUUGGAUGUGAUGCAUCCGUGCUUCUACUGGCUUGAUCGAGUCCCGUCGUUCAGCAAUGUAGCGGAUGGCCCUUCCAGGCAGGAGUCAGACCUUGCAGUCGGGCUUUUGAAAGCUCCUUCGGUCGAAGACUUCACGUGGCCGCAAGGGCUAGAGGAGAUGAUCGUAGCAGAGCGCAAGAGGAAAGGGGAGAUUCGCGCUUGA